AUGGUGGUCAAGACUUCAUGGUGGAGCCUCCUGCUCCUGGUUUCCCUCUGGGGUCUCUCAGCUCCAGCCUUGCUUCUCAGGCGCCUGAGAGAACACAUUGAGAGGUUUCAGGAGAGCUCUGGUCAACACCUGAGCUCAGGCCUUGGCUCUGGUGCUGUGACUGUCCCCAGACUUGGGUGGCUGGAACAGCCACUAGACCCCUUCAAUACAUCAGAUCGACGAACCUUCCUGCAGAGGUACUGGGUGAAUGACCAAUACAGGGCUGGCCAAGAUGCACCUGUAUUUCUGCACAUCGGGGGUGAAAGCAGCCUUGGGCCGAGCUCAGUGAUGGCAGGGCAUCCUGCAGCCCUGGCCCCUGCCUGGGGAGCCCUGGUGAUAGGCCUGGAACACAGAUUCUAUGGUUUGAGUCUGCCUGUUGGGGGCCUGGACAUGGCCCAGCUUCGCUACCUGUCCAGUCGGCAUGCGCUGGCGGAUGUGGCCUCGGCCCGCCAGGCACUCUCUGGCCUCCUCAACCUGUCCUCCUCCAGCCCCUGGAUCUGCUUCGGAGGCUCCUACGCUGGCUCGCUGGCGGCCUGGACCCGGCUAAAGUUCCCCCACCUGGUCUUCGCCUCAGUCGCCUCCUCCGCGCCGCUGCGAGCCGUGCUGGACUUCUCCGCUUACACCGAGGUGGUGUCCAGAAGCCUGACGAGCGCGGCCAUUGGAGGGUCGCUGGAGUGCCGGGCGGCGGCGUCCGCAGCCUUCCAGGAGGUAGAGCGGCGGCUGCGCGCAGGCCCGGGAGUUCGCGCCAAGCUGCGGGCGGAACUGGGCGCCUGCGCAUCCCUGGACCGCCCGGAAGACCAGGCGGAGCUGCUGGGGGCGUUGCAAGCCCUGGUGGGCGGCUCAGUGCAGUACGACGGACAGGCGGGCGCGCCGCUCAGCGUGCGGCAGCUCUGUGGGCUCCUCCUGGAGGGCGACGGCAACCACAGCUACCACACGCCCUACCGCGGGCUUCGCCGGGCGGUGCAGGUUAUAACUCGCAGCGUGGGCCAGAGGUGUUUAAGUUUUUCUCGGGAAGAAACUGUGGCUCAGCUGAGAGCCACCACGCCCCACGUGUCUGGUGUGGGUGACCGGCAGUGGUUGUACCAGACAUGCACAGAGUUUGGCUUCUAUGUCACCUGUGAGGGGCCUCAGUGCCCUUUCUCCCAGCUCCCAGUACUUCCCUUCCAGCUAGAUCUGUGUCAACAAGUGUUUGGUCUCUCAGUGGCAUCUGUUGCCCAGGCUGUGGCCCAGACAAACUCUUACUAUGGUGGCCAGACCCCCAGAGCCACCCAAGUGCUGUUUGUUAAUGGAGACACAGACCCCUGGCAUGUACUGAGUGUAACACAGGACCUGGGACCCUCCCAGCCUGCCCUUCUUAUCCCUAAUGCCUCCCACUGCUUGGACAUGGCUCCUGAGAGGCCUUCAGACUCUCCCAGCCUCCGCUUGGGGCGCCAGGGCAUCUUCCAGCAGCUGCAGGCCUGGCUCCAGCAGGCAAAGGAGAGGCAGAACAGAGGGAGGGUCUGAGCCCAGACCCUUACCUCUCCUGGCAUGGCCGCUGCAGCCCUGGCAGAUUUCCUCACAGGACGAAGGAAAACAGCUGGUUUGUGUUGGGUCUCCAGGACCCUCAUAAUUGUGGCAUAACUUACGACGAGGCCUAU
Messenger RNA from Nannospalax galili (Upper Galilee mountains blind mole rat), 1676 nucleotides. RefSeq names its product serine protease 16 (gene Prss16). NCBI's taxonomy places the organism in Eukaryota, Metazoa, Chordata, Mammalia, Rodentia, Spalacidae. Gene Ontology annotation, biological process: proteolysis. The transcript has 12 exons. Bases 1 to 1542 code for a protein of 513 amino acids. The record is from RefSeq and is a predicted model, not a curated record. Gene Ontology annotation, molecular function: serine-type exopeptidase activity; dipeptidyl-peptidase activity. Gene Ontology annotation, cellular component: lysosome; endosome.